This is a messenger RNA of Trifolium pratense (red clover), 1123 nucleotides long. RefSeq names its product CASP-like protein 1E1. The record is from RefSeq and is a predicted model, not a curated record. Lineage: Eukaryota; Viridiplantae; Streptophyta; Magnoliopsida; Fabales; Fabaceae. The transcript is spliced from 2 exons. The coding region runs from base 127 to 738 and encodes 203 amino acids.
GUUUCCAAGUUUCAUCACAUGCACUAUUUAUAAGACUAUGAUCAUGCUCUUUCUAUUAACACCACCCCAAUAUUUGAGCAUAAUAAUUAAGGUUUGUGCUAGCUAGAUCUUGUUUUGUUUGUUAAAAUGGAGGGUGAGAGUAAGGCCAUUAAUAUUGAUGGGGUAGAAGGGAAUUAUGAAAGAGAUCAUCAUGAAUUGGCAACGAUAAAACCUACUACUGCUGGUGGUUCUUGGGAAUUGGUUCUUAGGCUUUUGGCUUUUGUUCUCACCAUUGCUGCUGCUAUUGUUAUUGGGUUGGAUAAGCAGUCCAAAGUUGUUCCCAUCAAACUUGUAGAUUCAUUGCCUCCUUUGAAUAUUGAUGUUUAUGCUAAGUGGCAUUACCUCUCUGCCUUUGUCUACUUUCUGGUGGCAAAUGUAAUAGCAUGCACAUAUGGAGCUAUCUCUAUGCUACUUACCUUCCUAAAUAGAGGUAAAAGGAAAGUGUUAUUGGGAAAAUUGGUCACUUUACUUGACGCAUUGAUGGUGGCUUUGUUAUUUUCCGGCAUCGGUGCCGCGGGUGCAAUUGGUCUCCUUGGCUACCAAGGAAACUCUCAUGUAAGAUGGAACAAAGUGUGUAAUGUCUUUGAUAAGUUUUGUCACCAAGUGGCUGCCUCCAUUAUUCUGUCUCUCCUUGGAUCACUAGCAUUCCUCUUGCUAAUAGUGCUUCUUCCCAUCUUGAGGUUUCAUCGGAGAACUUAGUCAAAAAUAAUUAAAUACGAUCAUAAUGUUGAUUUUCCACAAAGAUACUAUUCAAUUUGCAUUGUAAUAUGUGUGCCAAUUUUGGCAUGAUUAGACAUCACCUCAACUCAUAUUGUCUAUGACACUUGUUUAGAAUCUAGAACAGAAUAAUACCUCUCUAGCAGAGGCUAAGGGAUUAAAGAAUAUACUAACCCUUAUGCGUGGUAUAGGCCCUCCUUCUAGCGUAGUAAUUUUCAUUUUUUUGAAGUAAUGUGAGAUUUUUUAGUAUUGUGAUACUUUGACUCAACAUGAGAAAACUAUUUAUCUCUGCAUAAAUUUCACGAACCAUUGCAGCAAAAUAUACAGCAGAAUGAGAAUCAAUCUCAAUCUGAUAAUUGACAUUAGA